AUGAGAAAGUCGCAAGAAAAAACGCUCGCGUUUAGAGAAGUCAGUGAGAAAACUUUGUUUGACAUAUCUGCAUGCAAGUGUGGUGAAGAUUUUGAUAAUUGUUUUUGUAAAAACAAAGUGCCUAAAAGAGAAAGAGAUUUUUUAACCGACCAAAGAACAGUGCGUAAGAUGAUAAUUGGCAAUACAGAUAAAAAAAUUAGUCAAAGUCUACAGAAAAGUCUGGCGAGAAAAGCCAAAGAAGAAGCCAGAUUGUCGAAGAUUGAAGGUCCUUGUGCAAAAAAACAGAAAUGUGACAACCUGGCUUUCGAUGAAGUUGAAGAAGUUGAAGAAAUAAAACAAAUCAAUUUUCCACCUGACUCUUCAGAAGAGUAUAAACCAUCCACACCAAGCCAGCUUAGAAGACCUUCUCCAUCAAAUUUUAGAAAAAGUGUUAAAUUGCCUAACUUAGCCCAAGCGUGUGAUCGAACUGGAAUAUCCGAUCGAUCGGCUUCACUGCUAGUCAACGCUGUUCUCCAAGAUUUGCAAAUAAUAACAAAAACAAAUUCAUCUCAAAUAGUGGAUAGAAGUAAAA
This is a messenger RNA of Helobdella robusta, 571 nucleotides long. RefSeq lists its product as hypothetical. Lineage: Eukaryota; Metazoa; Annelida; Clitellata; Rhynchobdellida; Glossiphoniidae. The transcript has a single exon. The annotation marks the transcript as partial. The record is from RefSeq and is a predicted model, not a curated record.